AGCAGAGGCAGCGAGAGAGAAAACGGGCAGUUGGGAAGCGAGCGUGAGUAGUAGAUUGGAUCUGAGCGUGUGCGUUGAGUGUGGAAGAGAUAGCGGUGAUUUUUGAGUGUUUCGUACUCUUGCCUGAGAUUUCAAGAUGAACAAGCCGUGUGCACGAUGCCAGCACCCAGUUUACCCACUGGAAAAACUUGACUGCCUGGGCCAGACAUGGCACAAGAUGUGUUUCUACUGCGAGGAGUGUGAAACGGUGCUCACAGUCAACAACUUCAAAAGCUUCGAGAAGCGACCGUACUGCCAUGCGCACUGUCCCAAACCCAACAAGUUCACGAGCGUGCUGGAGACUCCUCUCAAUCUCAACGUGAAGCAGCAGAGCGUCAAUGCCAGCGAGAACAAAUACCGCGAGGCGAGCGAGAAGUUCCGCACCGAGUACCACUGGGACAUGCAGUCGCGCGAGAUGGAACACAUCCGACAAGUGGCUCACCUCUCCAGCCAGGUGGAGUACACAAAGUCAUGGGAUGCUCAGAAGGAGUUCUACCAUCUCCCUCCCGACGUUAUCGCCAGGAACUCCGCGAGCGAACAACUCUAUGAGCAGGAGAUGUUGGUGGAGGGGAAUCUCGUCUACACGGAGACUCCCGAGUACAAGCGCAUGGUGCAGGCACAGAAGAACGUCAGCGAUGUGCAGUACAAGCGCGAGUUCAAGGAAAAGAAGGAUCAAUUCACGUCCGUGGCAGAGAGCUGGGACAUGCGGCACGCGCGCGUCGGAUCCGCUCUCGCCAGCGAGGUGAAGUAUCGAGAGGCGUACGACAAGGAGAUGAAGGGCCACCAGGCGAGCGGAGGGCUGGAGAUCACCGCCGGCGCUCAGAGAGUCAUCGAGGAGCAACAGGAGGGGCGUCAGCUGAGAAAGAUCCGCGGUUCGUUCCCGGCCAACGAGACCCCAGGCUACCGCUGCGCCAAGCAAGCCCACGAGCUCGCCAGCGACGUCAAGUACAAGGCAGGGAGGGAGCAGAUGAAGGGCGCUGCGCGGUUCCACUCGCUGCACAGUGAGGGAAACCUGGAGCUGCAACGCACGCAGAAGGUCAACAAGCUCGUCAGUGAGAACGCGUACCGGAGGGACAUGAAGAGCGCCAAGGGGCACAGCGUGAACUACUGCGAGACGCAGCAGUUCAAGAGCGCCAGCAAGGCCGGGGAUCUCGCCAGCGACCUCAAGUACAAGGAGGCGUACGAGACGCAGGUGAAGGGCCACUACGCCGGCGUGGCGAUGGUGGACAAGCGCACCGAGCACUGCAUGAAGGUGGCCAAUCUGGCCAGCAAGAGGAACUACCGCGCGGAGUACGAGGAGGACAAGGCGUACGUCAACUUCCCAGCCACCGUCACGCCCGCGUACGAGUCGCACAAAAAGCAGGAGCUGUACCGUGACCCCCAGUACCGCCAGCGCGUGGAGAAGCUCAAGUUCACCAGCGUGUCGGAGACUCCCGAGAUCGCGCAGGCCCGGAUCAACGCCCACCAGCUCAGCGACAUGAACUACCGGGCCGACUACGAGAAGAACAAGACGCGCUUCACCAUCACGCAGGACAACCCGCAGAUGGAGCACGCCAAGGCGAGCGGAGACCUCCUCAGCGACAUCAAGUACCACGAGCAGUGGCAGAAGACCAAGGGCAAGGGCUUUGAGAUGAAGAUGGACGACAUCUCGCUCCUGGCCGCUCGUGCCUCCGGCGCGUUGGCGAGCGACAUUAAGUACCGGGAGGCUUACGAGAAGACCAAAGGCCGAUCCGUGGGAUCGUCCGAGUACGACACCAAAACCCUGCACUCCAUGCAUGCCGGCAAGCUGAUGAACGAGCGCGAGUACAAGAAGGGCUUCGAGGAGGCCAAGGGGCGGCUGCACAUGCCCAUGGACAUGCUGCAGAUGCAGCAUGCGCAGAAGGCGCAGAGCCUGGCCAGUGACAGGGACUACCGCACGCUGCUGCACCGCUACACCGCGCUGCCCUCUGACCUCAAGGUGGAGUGGGCCAAGAAGGCCCACCAGCUGCAGAGCAAUAUGGAUUACAGGGCGGAUCUGACGUGGAUGAGGGGUGUGGGCUGGGGGGCUGAGGGUAGCCUCAACAUGGAGCAGGCCAAGAAGGCCGGGGACAUCCUGAGCGAGCCCAAGUACCGCCAGCGCGUGGACCAGCUCAAGUUCACCAGCGUGUCGCAGACUCCAGAGAUGGCGCAGGCCCGGAUCAACGCCCACCAGCUCAGCAACACGAGCUACCGCUCUCAGUACGAGCAGAACAAGUCUCGCUACACCCUGACGCACGACACCCCUGAGCUGCUGCAGGCCAAAGCCAACGCCAGCACCUUCAGCGACCUCAAGUACCACGAGCAGUGGGAGAAGACCAAGGGCAAGGGCUUUGAGAUGAAGAUGGACGACAUCUCGCUCAUCGCCGCUCGCGCCUCCGGGGUGUUGGCGAGCGACAUUAAGUACCGGGAGGCUUACGAGAAGACCAAAGGCCGAUCCGUGGGAUCGUCCGAGUACGACACCAAAACCCUGCACUCCAUGCACGCCGGCAGGCUGAUGAACGAGCGCGAGUACAAGAAGGGCUUCGAGGAGGCCAAGGGGCGGCUGCACAUGCCCAUGGACAUGCUGCAGAUGCAGCAUGCGCAGAAGGCGCAGAGCCUGGCCAGUGACAGGGACUACCGCACGCUGCUGCACCACUACACCGCGCUGCCCUCUGACCUCAACGUGGAGUGGGCCAAGAAGGCCCACCAGCUGCAGAGCAAUAUGGAUUACAGGGCGGACCUGACAUGGAUGAGGGGCGUGGGCUGGGGGGCGGAGGGCAGCCUCAACAUGGAGCAGGCCAAGAAGGCCGGGGACAUCCUGAGCGAGCCCAAGUACCGGCAACGGGCGAAAGACUUCAAGUUCACCAGCGUGUCGGAGACGCCGGAGAUCGCGCAGGCCAGGAUCAACGCGCGUCAGCUCAGUGACACGAACUACCGCUCUCAGUACGAGCAGAACAAGUCUCACUACACCCUGACGCACGACACCCCAGACCUGCUGCAGGCCAAAGCCAACGCCAGCACCUUCAGCGACCUCAAGUACCGUGAGCAGUGGGAGAAGACCAAGGGCAAGGGCUUUGAGAUGAAGAUGGACGACAUCUCGCUCCUGGCCGCUCGCGCCUCUGGGGUGUUGGCGAGCGAUAUUAAGUACCGGGAGGCUUACGAGAAGACCAAAGGCCGAUCCGUGGGAUCGUCCGAGUACGACACCAAAACCCUGCACUCCAUGCACGCCGGCAGGCUGAUGAACGAGCGCGAGUACAAGAAGGGCUUCGAGGAGGCCAAGGGGCGGCUGCACAUGCCCAUGGACAUGCUGCAGAUGCAGCAUGCGCAGAAGGCGCAGAGCCUGGCCAGUGACAGGGACUACCGCACGCUGCUGCACAACUACACCGCGCUGCCCUCUGACCUCAAGGUGGAGUGGGCCAAGAAGGCCCACCAGCUGCAGAGCGACACGGAUUACAGGGCGGACCUGACGUGGAUGAGGGGCGUGGGCUGGGGGGCGGAGGGCAGCCUCAACAUGGAGCAGGCCAAGAAGGCCGGGGACAUCCUGAGCGAGCCCAAGUACCGCCAGCGCGUGGACCAGCUCAAGUUCACCAGCGUGUCGCAGACUCCAGAGAUGGCGCAGGCCCGGAUCAACGCCCACCAGCUCAGCGACACGAGCUACCGCUCUCAGUACGAGCAGAACAAGUCUCACUACACCCUGACGCACGACACCCCAGACCUGCUGCAGGCCAAAGCCAACGCCAGUGCGUUCAGCGACAUCAAGUACCGCGAGCAGUGGGAGAAGACCAAGGGCAAGGGCUUUGAGAUGAAGAUGGACGACAUCUCGCUCCUCGCCGCUCGUGCCUCCGGGGUGUUGGCGAGCGAUAUUAAGUACCGGGAGGCUUACGAGAAGACCAAAGGCCGAUCCGUGGGAUCGUCCGAGUACGACACCAAAACCCUGCACUCCAUGCACGCCGGCAGGCUGAUGAGCGAGCGCGAGUACAAGAAGGGCUUCGAGGAGGCCAAGGGGCGGCUGCACAUGCCCAUGGACAUGCUGCAGAUGCAGCACGCGCAGAAGGCGCAGAGCCUGGCCAGUGACAGGGACUACCGCACGCUGCUGCACCGCUACACCGCGCUGCCCUCUGACCUCAACGUGGAGUGGGCCAAGAAGGCCCACCAGCUGCAGAGCGACACCGAGUACCGCGCCGACCUGGCGUGGAUGCGGGGAGUGAAUUGGGCGGCCCAAGGCUCGGUGCACGUGGAGCAGGCGAAGCGUGCGGGCGAGCUCGUCAGUGACAAAUCCUACCGGCAGCACCCGAACUCGAUGAGGUUCACGUCAGUGUUGGACACUCCGGAGAUGAACCAGGCCAAGAUCAGCUACCAGCAAGCGGUCGAUAGGCUGUACCGGGAGGACGGGGAGGCCGUCAAGCACGGCUACACGGGGCCUGCCGACCUGCCCGAGAUGGCCCGCGCGCGCACCAAUGCGCAGAACAUCAGCGAGAGCGGGUACCGGCGCUUGGGGCAGCAGAGCCGCGCCCGCGGCUACAACCUCCACCCCGACGCGAUCCCCUUCCAGGCCGCCCGCGCCUCCCGCGAGAUCAUCAGCGACUACAAGUACAAGGAAGCGUUUGAGAAGCGCAAGGGCCACUAUGUGGGAGCGUCGGCGAAGCAGAACCUCAACCUCCUGCACCUCCUGCAAUCGUCACACCUGCAGAGCGACCGCGAGUACAAGAAGGGCUUCGAGGAGGCCAAAGGGCGGCUGCACCUGCCCAUGGACAUGCUGCAGCUGCUGCACGCGCAGAAGGCGCAGAGCCUGGCCAGUGACAGGGACUACCGCACGCUGCUGCACAACUACACCGCGCUGCCCUCUGACCUCAAGGUGGAGUGGGCCAAGAAGGCCCACCAGCUGCAGAGCGACAACCUGUAUCGCUCGGAGGGAGGGGCCCUGCGUGGCGUUGGGUGGACGCCGCUUGGAUCCCUGCAGACCGCGUACGUGAAGCAUGCGGGGGACAUCAUCAGCGAGAAAAAAUACCGGCAGCACCCGGACGCCCUGAAGUUCACCAUGGUGGCCGACUCUGUUGGGAUCCUGCACGCCAAGAACGCGUACCUGCAGUCCAGCGAGCGGCGGUACCGGGAGGCUGGGAUGAGCAGUCAGCACCAGUACACCCUGACCUCUGACCUGCCCGAGCACAUUCAGGCCCGGAUCAACACGCACAACCUGAGCGAUACGCAGUACCGCGACCUGUGGAGGAAGUCGCGCUCGCUGGGCUACACGCUGCACGCCUACGACAUCCCCUUCCAGGCGGCCAAGUCCUCGCAGGAGAUCUCCAGCCAGUACAACUACCGGCAGGCGUUUGAGAGGCAGAAGGGCCGCCACGUGGGGGCGCAGAGCGCCGAGGGCGACCAGAACCUGCAGCACUGCUUGCACGCCAGCCAGCUGAGCAGCGGCCAGGGUUAUCGCCGCGGCUUCGAGGACACCAAGGGGGCACUGCACCUGCCCAAUGACAUGCUGCAGCUGCUGCACGCGCAGAAGGCCCAGAGUCUGGCGAGCGACAGGGAUUACCGCACCCUGCUGCACCACUACACCGCGCUGCCCGAAGACAUGAAGAUACUGGCCGCCAAGAGGGCCUACCAGCUGCAGAGUGAGUCGCUGUACAAGGCCGAGCUGUCUCAGCUGAAGGGCGUGGGCUGGCUCCCCCAGGGCUCCGUGCAGAUGGAGGGUGCCCUCAGGGCAGGUCAGCUGGUCAGCGAGAAAAAGUACCGGCAGCAGCCGCACAACUUUCAGUUCACGAGCAUCGCGGACUCUCCCGACAUCCUGCACGCCAAGGCGAGCUACGAGAAGUCGAGCGAGCUGGCGUACCGCUCGGCGGCAAGCGGCGGCUCGCACGCGUUCACGCUGCCGCCGGACCACCCCGAGUUCCUGCGAGCUCGUGCCAACGCCCUGCACAGCAGCGACAGGGCGUACCGGGAGUCGUCGAGAAGCGCGCGGGCACGCGGCUACGACCUGCGCCUUGACGCGCUCUCCUUCCAGACGGCACGCGCCUCGCGCGACAUCGCCAGCGACUACAAGUACAAGGAGACGUUCGCCCGCGAGCGCGGGCGGCUGGUGGGCACGCAGAGCGUGAGCGGCGACGCGCGCAUCCUGCACGGGGUGAGCGCGUCGCGCAUGCAGAGCUCGCUGCGCCAGCGGCGCGACUACGACGAGGCGCGCGUCGCCACCGGGGGCCACUACUCGCUGCCGGCCGACGUCGCCUCGCUGGUGCACGCCAAGCGGAGUCAGGAGCACGCCAGCGACGUGGGCUACCGGCAGCCUGUGGCCUCCGGGACGGCCACCUCCGAGCAGCUGUCCAUCAAGCACGCCCAGCACUCCCACUCGCUGCAGAGCGAGAAGCGCUACAAGGCAGACCUGGCGUGGAUGCGCGGUGUGGGCUGGGUGCCCCCGGGUUCACACAAGGUGGAGGUGGCACGGAGGGCAGCAGAGAGGGCAGCAUCUGGGGCAGACUCGGGCGGGCCGCAGCGACUGCCCCCCGCGAAGCCCAAGGCGGAGAUGGAGCGGCAGCGCGUCCAGGGAGAGGAGGUGAUGCCGGACGCCUUCGAGGUGCUGCACAGCAAGCGGCGGGGCAAGCGGAUGUGAGGUCAAGGGUCGUGCCCAGUGGCUGCACCGCACCUGGCGCAGCGCCACAGUUAAACGAUGUCUUACGUACAGCCCCCCUCCCACCGCACCACCAACCCCCCCUCUCCUCCUCCCCCACACGAACAUAUUUAUGAAUGGUUUCGUACAGAAGCACGGCACGUGAGUGAGAGCUGACACGGUCACCGUCACGCGUUUUCAGAGAGCGGCUUAAACACCGCAGCUGCACGUCCCACUCAUCACUUCUUCCGCACGCGGAAUGAAUAGCAGUGCUUUUACGAUGAUUGUUAUUAUUGCUGUAUUUUUAUUCAGGUUUUGUUUGAGUGACGGAUUACUUUAAGUGUAAAUCCUUUAUAAUGUUGCCGGCAAACGACUGUGCUAAUUUAGGUGUGUUUUGCUACAUUUUUUUUUUGCUGACGAAGUAUAUUUAAUGAUCAGGUGAACUGUGGAGCGGUAAGUUAAUUGUGAAGGUGCACGCGUACAUUGUGAGAUCGCGGUGGGGGAUAGAGGAAAGUAGCUCUGAGGUUAGCGGCGGUGUCGGCAAUGAGACACCGUACGGGGAAUGCUGUUCAAGGUUGUGAGUUCACAUCUCGGUCAGGGUGGACAAAGCACAUCAUCCCUGUUUAAAGCUUUCGUGACUGCAGGGAUUCAUCUUCUUGGUUCUUUCGGUAAAGUCACGUAGAAGGGAAAUAAUAAAAUAAUAAAAAUAAAGCAUAAUAAAAUAAUUCUCACGACGUCUCGGCUGCUUGCGUUGUGGCCGAAACGUCGUGAGAAUUAUUCUAUUAUGUUUUAUUUUUAUUAUUUUAUUAUUACCCUUCUACGUGACUUCACCGAAAGAAUCAAGAAGACACAUCAUCCCUGUUCUGGGUGGGUUAAACGACCAUCACCUCGGUAACCAAUCUUCGCCUGUUGGGAUAUCAGUGGAAUGAAGUAAGGAUCAUUGUUUUCGUGUUGUUAUUGCGAAGCCAUACGAGCGAUGUCACAACAGUGUCAAAACAGGUGAUGUUAGCCAAACAGUGCAAAUGGAUCUUCAAGUGAUUUGUGAAGGGGCAUGAGGAAAGGAAGUCGGACAGAGGUGUGCGAGAUAGCAAGUGAAACAUAGCGAGUGAUGUUUAUUGAAAGAUUUAAAUGAAUACUUUUAAGUCAGCAUUUUCCGCCUGUUUUCCUAAAUACGCCAAUAAUGUUACUAAACAUUAUGAUGCUUUGCAAUAAACCAUGAGCACAAGGUUUGUUGGUACGGUGUUUGGAAAGUGUCCUUUGAUUAAACAUGAACGUGAAAUUAA
Lethenteron reissneri (Far Eastern brook lamprey) is the source of this 7926-nucleotide messenger RNA. RefSeq names its product nebulin related anchoring protein (gene NRAP). Gene Ontology annotation, biological process: cardiac muscle thin filament assembly. Gene Ontology annotation, molecular function: actin filament binding. Lineage: Eukaryota; Metazoa; Chordata; Hyperoartia; Petromyzontiformes; Petromyzontidae. The record is from RefSeq and is a predicted model, not a curated record. Gene Ontology annotation, cellular component: Z disc.